GACCCUCUUUCUCUGCUCCUCUUCUGUGUCGUUUUGGCCUCUUCGCAUCUCCGAUCCCUGCUCUCGGGUUAGGGUUAGGUAGGAAACAUGAGCGCCAACAGUUUGGAUAAAGAUGACGAGUUUGAUGAGCAGUUGCCAAUGCAGGAAUCGUACGGAGACAUCCAUAACGAUCCCAACGGAGAAACGGAUUCUUUGGGGCCGCAACUGGCCGAUAGUCCGUAUGAGUGGGACCAGGAUAAGAAGGCUUGGUUCCCCAAGAUCACUGAAGACUUCAUUGCUGCCUAUCAGGCUAAUUAUGGCUUCUCUAAUGACGGUGCAGCUAGCUCUUUUGCCGGUGUCCAGGAAUCCUGUAGUCAGCCUGUAGAAGAACCUCCACAAAGAAAAACCCCUGAGCCUGCUGAUCCCAAAAAGAAGGGAGAAAAAAGAAAGACCGACUCAGGAUGGUUCCAUGUGGAAGAAGACAAAAAUACAAAUGUGUAUGUGUCGGGCUUGCCUCCAGACAUUACACUGGAUGAAUUCAUACAGCUUAUGUCCAAGUUUGGCAUCAUUAUGAGAGAUCCUCAGACAGAAGAAUUUAAAGUUAAACUCUACAAAGAUAAUCAAGGAAAUCUGAAAGGAGAUGGGCUUUGCUGUUAUUUGAAGAGAGAAUCUGUGGCACUUGCAUUGAAGCUUUUGGAUGAAGAUGAAAUUAGAGGCUACAAGCUGCAUGUAGAGGUGGCAGAGUUUCAUCAGAAAGGGGACUAUGAUGCCUCAAAAAAGAAGAAGAAGUGCAGAGAUUUUAAGAAGAAGCUGUUUCUUCAGCAAAAGGAGUUGGAUUGGAGACCUGAGAGGAGACCUGGACCAUCUCGAAUGCGCCAUGAGCGAGUUGUCAUCCUCAAAAAUAUGUUUCACCCAAUGGAUUUUGAGAAUGAUCCAUUAGUGCUGAAUGAGAUCAGAGAAGAUCUUCAAGUUGAAUGUUCAAAGUUUGGACAAGUUAAGACACUCUUUCUCUUUGACAGGCACCCAGAUGGUGUAGCCUCUGUGUCCUUUAGGGAUCCCAAGGAAGCUGAUAAUUGUAUUCAAAUCCUUGAUGGAAGGUGGUUUGGUGGCCGUCAAAUUACUGCCCAAGCAUGGGAUGGAACUACUGAUUAUCGGGUAGAGGAGACCUCAAGAGAAAGGGAGGAGAGGUUGAGAGGAUGGGAAGCAUUCCUCAAUGCUCCAGAGGCAGACAGAGGCCUGCAGUGUCCAAAUUCUGCCUGUGCUCUAGAAAGGACAGGGCCUUCAAGAGUAAGGCAGUGCCCAUACACAUCUAAUGUGAAUGCUCAAGAGGCUUCAACUAGAAUGGCAUUUAUAGAACCUAUUGAGGAGAAGAAGUCUGUAAAGAUAGAAAAUAGGGAAGAAUUUGGAGAAGCUGCUUUAGGGAAAGAUGCUAAAGAAGAUGGGCCUGAGAAAGAGAUGAAAGAAAGCUCUCCUCCCAAAGAGUCAGAAGGAGCCUGCCCCAAGACAGAGUGUAAAGCAAGGUGCACAAAGAAAGGGCUUGAAGAUGAUUCUACUGAAGAGGUGAAAGAGAAUGGCUCUGAAGAGUCUAAGAAGAAAGAAAAAAAUGAUUGUGAAGGGAAUGGCCUUCCACAAGAUUCAAGAGAUGGAGACCCCAACAACGAAUCUGAAGAAUGCAACCUCAACAAUGAGCUGGAAGAGGAAGACUCAGAGAAAGAAUCUGAUGAAGACUGCCCUGGUAGGCAGUCUGAAGAAGGCGCCAAAAAAGAAACAGACCAAAAUGGUCUGGAUAAAGAUGCUGAGAGGACAGCUCUCACAGAGUUAGAAGAAAAUGACACUGACAAGCCCAAAUUUGAUGAAGGGUCUGAGAGAGCGCUGGAGGAGGAAGGCGCUGACAAAGACUCAGAAGAAAAGGAAGAAGGUGUGUGUGAGAAGGUUUUUGAUAAUGAGAAAGAGGAGAAAGAAGAUGUAAAUGAAAAAGGUGAAGAUUCUGAUGAGAAGAAAAAGAUAAGCCAAAUAAAACUUGAAGAAGAUGAUCUUAAGGAAGAUGAAGAUGACAAUGAGAAAUUGUUUGAGGAUAACAGUUUCAUUGAGAAGUCAUUCGAUGAUGAUGAGGGUUCCAAUAAGAAGUUGUUGGGUGAUUCUGAGCAAGGGACCCUGGUGACUGUGAAGGCAGAUGGGCCUCUGUCCACAGGCAGCAGCUUUAUUCUUGGUCAUGACGAUAACAAAGACAAUGAAGAGAACGACAAUGAGGAUGUUCAAUUCCUUACUCUUGCUUUUAGGAACAGCCCUCCAUCUCCAUCUGCCUGUGCUUCAUGGUCGUUAUCAGUAGUGUUAGAUGAACAUGUAUAUAGUGGUAGGGUGCAUAAUGCAGUAUGUGUUGAAAUUUUUUAUUGUUACCUUUAUGUCUUCCUAUAGAUUUUAAAUAUAUCUUAACUGGCUUUUCAAUUACAUCUUCAUAGUUAAAAUGUAAAUAAACUGGAUACUUGCCCUUUUAUCAGGUUUGUUAAGUUCAUGCAAAAGAAUAUUUUUGUAAGUAUUCUGAUGGAAGUUUAUGAUAUUCAAAAAUAAAGUAACUUGAUAAUCUGCAGGAAAAAGAAAUACUUUUCGUUUUUGAAGAAAGGCUGGCUAGCCUGUCUGCCUUAGGAAGGGCUUGUUGACAGUAGAUGUGUGUUAAUGUGAUUCCUCCAAGAAAACCUCUAAGUACCUAAAUACCGGUCUGUUACGUGCAAAUGCUUGGUGUCUGAAGUGAGCUUUUGUUUUAAUCUUAGCAUGCUGAAUUACUUCCUUAACGCAUGAGAUUAAGUUUCAGGGUGAAUUCAGUUCAGAAUUCCUGAGUUAUCUAUCUGUUCUUUCCAGCUACCUAAGCCACCCUGUAGACAGAUGGAAAUGCCGUUAAUGGUGGCAUGUUCUCCUGUGCCAGGAGGAACUGAGAUGCUUGUUUGUGCUUCUAGCAUUUGUGGCUUAUUCUCUGCCUACCCCACCCACAUGUGCUCCGUUCCAAGUGGGGAAGUUUUCCAAGUAGGCUUUAACUAUAAAGAAAUGCAUGCAAGGAAAUACUUAAUUGUUUGUUUGUCUGCU
Perognathus longimembris pacificus (Pacific pocket mouse) is the source of this 3057-nucleotide messenger RNA. Its product is annotated as HIV Tat-specific factor 1 homolog. Gene Ontology annotation, molecular function: RNA binding. The record is from RefSeq and is a predicted model, not a curated record. Gene Ontology annotation, cellular component: U2 snRNP; U2-type spliceosomal complex. Gene Ontology annotation, biological process: mRNA splicing, via spliceosome. NCBI's taxonomy places the organism in Eukaryota, Metazoa, Chordata, Mammalia, Rodentia, Heteromyidae.